This is a messenger RNA of Gadus morhua (Atlantic cod), 723 nucleotides long. It is a transcript of the gene med28, whose product is annotated as mediator complex subunit 28. The transcript is spliced from 4 exons. Lineage: Eukaryota; Metazoa; Chordata; Actinopteri; Gadiformes; Gadidae. Bases 25 to 606 code for a protein of 193 amino acids. Gene Ontology annotation, cellular component: mediator complex. The record is from RefSeq and is a predicted model, not a curated record.
AAGCGUAACGGGGAGCGUCUGCGCAUGUGCAAACCGGAAAUUCAGAGACGGACCAAGAUGGCUUCGUCCAUGGGGGGAAUGUUUCCUGGCCAACAGCCGCCCGGGACUCAUCCUGUCGGGGUUCCUGGUGGACCGGGUCAGCCCGGUUUACUGCCUGGCGGUUCUGCUAACAGAGCCCAGGGAAACAACACUUUGGUGGACGAUUUGGAGGCUUCCUUUGAGGCUUGUUUUGCUUCCUUGGUAAGCCAAGACUACGUAAACGGAACAGACCAAGAGGAAAUCAGAACUGGGGUGGACCAGUGCAUCCAGAAGUUCCUGGACGUGGCUAGACAGACAGAAUGUUUUUUCUUACAGAAAAGGCUUCAGCUGUCUGUACAGAAGCCAGAACAAGUUGUCAAAGAGGACGUCUCUGAGCUCAAAAACGAGCUCUUGAGGAAGGAGUCGCUGGUCCAGAAGCACCAGUCCAAGCUCCACCACUGGCAGCAGGUGCUAGAGGAUGUGAGUGUCCAACAUCGCAAGCCCACAGACCUUCCUCCUCCUGGGCCACUGGCGUUCCUGGAGCAGGCCUCUGCCAGCCUCCCUCCAGCCCCGCUCAAGCCAAACUGACACUUACACAGAUGUAGUUGUAUAUGCUUAUUUUGCAGUCCCCAUUGUGUAAACCUAUGAUGGAAUUAGAGAAUGUGUGGGAUUAUUGCUCUUUUGACGUCAUCCAAUAACAUUUUU